Molecule: messenger RNA, 1462 nt
Organism: Apus apus (common swift)
Lineage: Eukaryota; Metazoa; Chordata; Aves; Apodiformes; Apodidae
Gene: RHOG
Product: ras homolog family member G
Exons: 2
Coding region: 148-723 (191 amino acids)
Biological process (GO): regulation of cell shape; small GTPase-mediated signal transduction; actin filament organization
Cellular component (GO): cell cortex; cell projection; plasma membrane
Molecular function (GO): GTPase activity; protein kinase binding; GTP binding
Source: RefSeq, a predicted model, not a curated record
GGCCGCGGACUUCCUCCCCCUUGCUCUUCCUCCUCUCCUCCUCCUCCUCCUCCUCCCGCUGCUCCGGCCCCGCGCCCGCCGCCCGGACCCGCCGCGCCAUGCCCCGGGGCUGCUGAAGGGGGACGCCAGGGACGCGGAGCCGCCGGGAUGCAGAGCAUCAAGUGUGUGGUGGUGGGCGACGGGGCGGUGGGCAAGACCUGCCUGCUGAUCUGCUACACCACCAACGCCUUCCCCAAGGAGUACAUCCCUACUGUCUUCGACAACUACAGCGCCCAGAACACGGUGGAUGGCAGGACUAUUAACUUAAACCUGUGGGACACGGCCGGCCAGGAGGAGUACGACCGCCUGCGGACGCUUUCCUACCCCCAGACCAACGUCUUCAUCAUCUGCUUCUCCAUCGCCAGCCCGCCCUCCUACGAGAACGUCAAGCACAAGUGGUACCCCGAGGUGUGUCACCACUGCCCCAGCGUGCCCAUCCUCCUCGUGGGCACCAAGAAGGAUCUGAGAAACAACCCCGAGACCAUGAAGCGGCUGAAGGAGCAGAACCAGGCGCCCAUCACCACCCAGCAGGGCAUCAGCCUCUCCAAGCAGAUCCGCGCUGUCAAGUACCUGGAGUGCUCGGCGCUCAACCAGGAGGGCAUCAAGGAUGUCUUCACCGAGGCGGUGAGGGCCGUGCUCAACCCCGCCCCAGCCAAGCCCAAGAAGCCCUGUGUCCUCUUGUGACGGGGUGGCCAGCAAGAGACGAUCCUGCCCCUGCCCAGCCCCCUCUCCCUCCCGCCCCAAGACGCUGCCUGGUGCCACCAGAACCCACCCCCCCUGCCCAUCCAGGUGCCACCUCGAGCCUCGCUGGCCUCCCCCUUGGGGACAGCAGGAAUGGGGCCACCAGCCCGAAGCCACCAGCUUUAAUAAUACAGACCUUGUUUGCACUAACUGGCUGACUGCCCCGGGAGCAGCGGGACCCCCCCAGCCCUGUGGGACCCCCUCAGCCCUGCGGGUCCCCCCCAGCCCUGUGGGACCCCUCCCAGCCCAGCACUUUUGGGUGACACCUCUCCGGUCCCAGCACAGAGCGACGCUUCCUGAGAAGGGGAUCCCGGGGGUGCCCAACCCACCCCUCCUCCCACCCUCAGCACCCCACGGGGACCUGCCACCCCCAGCACCCCAUGGGGACCCACCAGCCCCAUCCCCUGCACCAGCAGAGGGGCAUGGGGAGGGGGUCCCCAGCCCCUCUGUGCCAGCCCCGGUGCUCGGCCACCUCCGAGCGUCCCGCUGGGUCCCAGCGGCUGCGCCCGGGGGUCUCCCGGUGGGGUCUGGGAUGAGCUCCAGCUCCCCAGGGACACCCAGCCCCGGGGAGCGCGGCGCUGCUGGGGGAGCCUGUCCCGGUGCCGGGGCUCCCGCGGGACCUGCCUGUAACUGCUGCUCCCCCAGCUGCUGCUUCUUAAAUAAAAUGUCCUGCCCAGGCCCU